GUGGUGUGUAUGUGUAUGUGCACAACUCUGCAUAUAUAUAAUUUUAGCAUAUGGAGGAUUAUUCAUUCGUGAAAUUUCUCUAUAUAUAGUAUUAAAGAGUUGUCCAGUGUCUGCAGCAAGUGAGACAAUAUGGACUCUGCUACUGAGUUGGAACAUAUAGAGAAGCUGGCAAAGGAAGCCGAAUGCUUAAAGAUACGCUUGGAAGAUGAACGACAAAAAUUAAAUGAUAUCACACUUGCUAGUGUAGCAGACAGGCUUGAGAUGAUUAAUUGUAUAAAUGUAAAACCUAGACGUAUUUUAAAAGGACAUCAAGCCAAAGUUUUAUGUUCCGACUGGUCUCCAGAUAAACGUCAUAUUGUUUCUUCAUCACAGGAUGGAAGAAUGAUUAUAUGGGAUGCAUUUACAACGAAUAAGGAACAUGCUGUUAGUAUGCCAACUAGAUGGGUGAUGGCAUGUGCUUAUGGCCCUAGCGGCACUUUAGUUGCAUGCGGAGGUCUGGAUAAUAAAGUUACAGUAUAUCCAUUGAGUCUAGAAGAUGAUGUUUCGGCUCAUAAGAAGACUGUUGGUACACAUACGUCAUAUAUGUCAUGCUGCGCAUUUCCUAAUAGUGAUCAGCAAAUUUUAACAGGCAGUGGAGACAGCACGUGUGGUUUGUGGGAUGUAGAGAGUGGGCAAUUAUUACAGAGUUUUCAAGGACACUCCAGCGAUGUCAUGUCUAUUGAUCUAGCGCCAAGUGAAACCGGGAAUACAUUUGUGUCGGGUGGUUGUGACAAAUUAGUCUUGAUUUGGGAUAUGCGCAGUGGUCAGUGCGUGCAAAGCUUUGAAGGACAUCAAUCUGAUGUUAAUUCAGUGAGAUUUCAUCCAGGUGGUGAUGCAGUAGCCACAGGUUCGGAUGAUGCUACUUGUCGAUUAUUCGAUCUGCGCGCUGAUAGAGAAGUUGCGGUAUAUGCAAAAGAAAGUAUAAUAUUUGGAGCAAAUGCGGUUGAUCUCAGUAUAAGUGGCCGCUUGCUCUUUGCCGGAUACAAUGACUACACGGUGAAUGUGUGGGAUACCUUGAAGUGUCAACGAGUGGCACUGUUAUAUGGGCAUGAAAACCGAGUUUCAUGUCUAAGAAUUUCCCCGGACGGUACUGCUCUGUCGACUGGAAGCUGGGACGCGACUUUACGAGUUUGGGCUUAGCUUCGCGAUUAUUGCGAUUACUGUUUUAAACAUGUUCAGAUACUCUUAUUAGGCAGCACAUUAAUAUUUAUUAUUUUACUCUAUUUAUAUUUAGAAAUUCUCGUCUUCUUGAAUACUUUUUGUACAUUAUAUUCAUGUUUUCAUAAUAUCAGAUAAAUACGAUGCAUUAAAUUGUUGUGUGUUCAAU
Pogonomyrmex barbatus (red harvester ant) is the source of this 1366-nucleotide messenger RNA. It is a transcript of the gene Gbeta5, whose product is annotated as guanine nucleotide-binding protein subunit beta-5. NCBI's taxonomy places the organism in Eukaryota, Metazoa, Arthropoda, Insecta, Hymenoptera, Formicidae. The record is from RefSeq and is a predicted model, not a curated record. Gene Ontology annotation, molecular function: protein binding. Gene Ontology annotation, biological process: signal transduction.